Colletotrichum orchidophilum is the source of this 777-nucleotide messenger RNA. RefSeq lists its product as uncharacterized. The record is from RefSeq and is a predicted model, not a curated record. NCBI's taxonomy places the organism in Eukaryota, Fungi, Ascomycota, Sordariomycetes, Glomerellales, Glomerellaceae. The transcript has a single exon. The coding region runs from base 1 to 777 and encodes 258 amino acids.
AUGGACGAAGACGAUCCCUCCACGGCAAUCGACCCCGAAAUGGCAGCCUUCAUGGGCUUCGCCUCCUUCGGAACCCAGCCCGCCGCCAAGAAGCGCAAAUACAACCACCGCACCGACGCCGUCUCCUCCGCCGGCGCCCACCCGGCUCGUAACUCCGUCCCCGCCGCGAACGGCGCGAAUCAGACCGCCCUCGCCGCCCGCGCUCCACGCGCCCCCCCACCGUCGACCGAGACUGUUGCCGUUGCGCCCGCUACCAACGUCAACGAGAUAGCCCUUGAUGACGAUGACGAAGACGGUGGCGAUGAGAACGUCACCGCCGCCGGAGAAGACGAGGACAUGGAAAAUGGCGGCGCGAAUCUUUACUCGGACUCGACCAUCGCCCCCGCGCUCGCCCAUGCGCAAAGUCUGAUAGAUGAAUUGGCCAACCGCGGCGGUCGCGACGGCACGGCAACAGAAGAUGGAAUCUCAGUCCCGCAAGCGCAGGGAACAACCUCCUCUUUUCCAACUUCAUCAACAACCCUGCCCCAGCGGCCCGACGCGUCGUGGGGCAAGGAGGUGGGCUCCGCUCCGACGACAAUGCCGACGAGGGAACGCCCGGCGCAGCAUCGCGGUCAUCAGGGGUACCAACAGCAACAGAGGAACGAUGGCAAGCCUUGGUGGGAGGGGUAUUAUGACCCGGCAUCGAACGAAAACCCGUGGGAGCGGCUUGAGAAGAAAGCUGGUGUCCAGUCGAGGGGGGCUUGGGUAUCGAGGGGAUCUCAAGCUCAGACGGCUUGA